Molecule: messenger RNA, 7017 nt
Organism: Phaedon cochleariae (mustard beetle)
Lineage: Eukaryota; Metazoa; Arthropoda; Insecta; Coleoptera; Chrysomelidae
Source: the annotation of a GenBank genome assembly
AUGCCCCCCCGGAUCCCCCUCCCGCACGCCCAUGCCCCCGCCGCCUUCACCGCGCCUCCGCCGUCUCUCCGCCGCCACCGCUCCCGAGCAGUCUGCCGCGAACCUUGCGCCAUGCCGUGUCUCAGCGCGUCGAGCACCCCGAGGAGCGCCUGAACCGCCGCCUCCAUGGCGCUGCCGCCCCCCGCGGACCCGCUGCGCGCCCCCCCGCCUCCCGAGGACGCCGCCGCCUCCGAGCAGGCGCCGCGGCGGCCCGUGUCCUACCCGUGGGGGCCCGAGAGCGACGUGGAGGUGCUCCACUACGACCCGCUGGAGGUUUGCAACAGGGACUGCGAUCCUCUUGAUGUGCACAAGAACAAAUUCAGUGUGGAGGUCCUCCAGAAGAGGAACUCCGACCCGCUGAAAGCACCGCCGAAGCCCUGCCCCAAGACGCAGGUGCGGCCGUUCACGAAACAGUCGCUGGAGAAGCUGCAGAAGAAGACCGUGCAGCUGGUGCGCGAAUACGGCUUUCAGCCCAGAAGGAAGCUGAGCGUGGAGGACGGGUCCAGGCUGCCGGCGAAGUUCGAGCCGUUUCCCGCCAGGCUGUACGGGCGGCCCUUGGAGGAGAUCGACAAUUUCAUUUACGAUGAGACUUUCUGCGUAGUUUCGAAGAGGUUUCGGAAAAACUACAUCCACCGAUUCACCGCCACAAGUUCGUUCUUCUACUUCAGCCCCUUCAAUCCAUUCAGAAAGACAUGUAUAUAUCUAUGCACCAAUCAGUACUUCGAUUAUUUGGUUAUGGCCACAAUAUUGCUCAACUGCGUCUUCCUUGCCAUGGCCGAAACAAUUGAAGAAGCCGAGUAUAUUUUUUUAGCAAUUUAUACCCUCGAGAUGAUAAUAAAGACGAUAGCGAAGGGUUUCAUACUGAACAAAUACACGUAUCUGAGGAAUCCGUGGAAUUGGCUGGACUUUGUCGUCAUCACCAGUGGUUACGCCACCAUCGGAAUGGAAGUCGGCAACUUGGCAGGACUGAGAACUUUCAGGGUGCUCAGAGCGUUGAAAACAAUUUCCAUAUUGCCAGGGCUGAAAACCAUAAUUAACGCGCUUCUGCACUCCUUCAAGCAGUUGGCUGAGGUCAUGACGCUCACCAUCUUUUGUCUCAUGGUAUUUGCCCUGUUCGCUCUGCAAGUGUACAAAGGAGAGUUGAGGAACAAGUGCGUGCUUAAGAUGGAUGAUCAUAAUGCUUCCUACGAGGCCUGGUUCAACUGGACCCAGGACCCGACGAAAUGGCUGCGCCGCAACUCGUCCGGCGAGCCGUACCUGUGCGGCAACGUGACGGGGUCGAGACACUGCCCCUCCACGCACACCUGCCUCUGCACAGGGGACAACCCCAACUUCGGCUACACCAGCUUCGACAACUUCCUUUGGUCGAUGCUCACCACCUUCCAGCUCAUCACGUUGGACUACUGGGAGAACGUCUACAACAUGGUAUUAUCAGCUUGCGGACCCAUAAGUGUCACAUUUUUUACAGUCGUAGUAUUUUUUGGUUCAUUUUAUCUCAUCAAUCUGAUGUUGGCUGUGGUAGCACUCGCUUACGAAGAAGAAGCGGAAAUUACACUAGAGGAACGAAAGAAAGAAUUAGUGGACCACCGCGAAGACUCCACGUUCAGCUUCGACCCCUCCAAUUUGAACGUGAAAAAGUUGUCGAGGCAGAAAAUCAAGAAGAUCGACGCCAGGAAAGGGGUCCUGCUGUCGUCCUACACCAGGAAGAAGACGAGGCGCAGGAAGAGAAAUCGCAGUUCCACCAGCGCGGCGAAAACAAAUUCGACAGAAAACAAUGGCAAUAAACAAGAGACAAAAGACUCAGCUUCUAACAAAUCGUCACCGAAGAAGAGGAGUCGGAGAUCCGUCACACCGAGCCGCAGCCGUAGCCGUAGCCGCAGCCGAAGCCGCAGCCCCAGCCCCAGAAACAGCCAGCACAGUCAGCAAAGCCAAGAGCCGUCGCGUCCCCAAGCGCUGCCACUCGCCCUUUCGCACCCUCUCCCGCCUCCCAAGCAAGUUCUUCACGGCGACUCCAAGCGGCCGGAUACGUUGCGGCCGCACAACACUUUGGGUCCAAACCCGAACAGAUUAGGUCUACAGAGUAGGCAAGCCAGCAGCAAUAGUGGCCAAAGCAAUAACAGAGAAUCAUCAUUGGAUGACUCUGGUGUGGUGGACGAUCAUGAACCAGAAGGUGAUGCUACGUCAGAAGAUGUUGGUACUCACCACACACCCAGCAGCAGGAGAAUAGAAGUGACCCCAGUCACCAUUACAGUGCGUCCGAAAGAAAUAAAAGUCAUCAAGUGUAACGGUGUAGGUGGCUGCAAGAAGAAGGAAAUGUACACUUUGCAGCCAGACUAUCUUUCGCACAUUGUGGUCAUAAAUGAGCAAAUACCUGACAGAAAUUGUUCGGGCUGCGAAAAGUGCUGCAUGGACUACGAAGGCUGGCUGCAGUUCCAGCAGGGGCUCUACCAGAUCGUCCGGGAUCCUCUCUUCGAACUCGCAAUCACCGUGUGCAUCGUCCUAAAUACGAUGUUCCUGGCCAUGGAACAUCACGGAAUGAGCGAGUCUGUGCUCAGAGCGUUAGAUAUAGGCAAUAAGGUUUUCACUUCCAUUUUUACGUUUGAGUGCUGUUUGAAAAUCAUGGCACUGAGUAAAGACUUUUUCUACUGUGGAUGGAAUAUUUUCGAUUUAAUAAUAGUGUCUGCCAGUCUGCUCGACCUCAUAUUCGAGCUCGUUGAUGGAUUGUCAGUACUACGGGGUCUACGACUUCUCAGAGUGCUCAAACUAGCGCAGUCAUGGAUAACUAUGAAAGUACUCCUGAGCAUAAUCAUCAGCACGAUAGGUGCUUUAGGGAAUUUGACUUUUGUUUUAGUUAUUGUUAUUUAUAUUUUUGCGGUGAUCGGAAUGCAGCUCUUUGCUAAGGAUUACACGGAAGAAAAGUUUUUUCCUGAUCCUGUUCCAAGGUGGAAUUUUACGGAUUUUUUCCAUUCGUUCAUGAUGAUUUUCCGUAUAUUGUGUGGAGAAUGGAUUGAACCUUUAUGGGACUGUAUGAGAGCUGAAAAAACUGAGGGACCUGGUACCUGUUUGGCUGUGUUUCUUCCAACCCUAGUGAUGGGUAAUUUUAUGGUGCUCAACCUCUUCUUGGCUUUGCUACUUAACAGUUUCAAUUCAGAAGAACUUAAGACGAGAAAGGAGGUAUUUGAUAUUUUCUUCCAGGAAGUAGGCGACGUUUCGAAAUUAGCCCAGAGCUUUCAGCGGAUCAGGGAUCUAGUGAGGAAACGCCGGAUGGCAGAACAAAGGCAAAACGAGAACAAUUCCCGUCUGGAACAGAUAGUGAGGGAGGUGAUGCAGCGACACGCUGAAGAGGAGGCUUUCAGGACAGCAGAAAAAUCCCACACUAUAGUUGGAUUUCCAAGGGAUAAACGCAGCUACCAAGAAGCAAUGAAUAGACCGAUCUCAAUCAUCAGUUACGAUCCCCCAGAGUAUCAGGAGAGUUUUCCAGAAAACGAAACAGGCACCAAAACCUCCAAAUUAUACUCGAGUCUAAUGAACACAUCAGGAGACAGCGGAACACCAGUCACUAAAAAGAAACCUGUUGACAUUAAACGUUUGCAACAGAUGUCUUCAGAAUUAGGAACCACAAAUAGCAGCAAAGAUGAAAGUUCGAAUUUGAUUCCACAAAGCAAUAAUCGGUCGACUGAAUCUGAAAACGAAGAGGGUGUAGGCCAAAAAUCGAAAAACUGUGAUAAACCCAAAGCGCCACCUGCUAGUGAAAUGCCUUGGCAGACAUUGGUGUCCUACGUAGAUGAUUUAACUGUUGGAGGAAGAAGAAAUUCCAAGGGACAAUACGUAGAUGCAAUGGGUAGUUUCCCAGGGUUUGGGAAGAAGAAAAAAUCUAGAAUAGCUCCCGACUGCUUCCCAUCCAAAGUUUACGAAAGGUGCACUUGCUUGAAUCGGUGUACGGAUACAAAAAUUGGCAAGAAAUGGACCCAAAUGAGAAAACUUGUCUUAGGCGUUGUAGAUACUUCAGCUUUUGAAUGGUUCAUACUCGUAUUAAUUUUCGCUUCGAGCGUUACUCUUUGCUUUGAAGACAUUCACCUAGAUGAAAGCCCAGAGCUGAAGAAGGUGUUAUACUGGACGAAUUUAGCGUUCUCCGUUAUUUUCAUAAUUGAGAUGUUCCUGAAGUGGAUUGCUUUGGGUUUUUACAAAUAUUUCACUAGUUUCUGGACUCUAUUAGAUUUUCUCAUAGUAUUCGUGUCCCUAUUCAGUUUACUUAUCGAAGAAAACGAGAACCUGAGGGUUCUUCGUUCCUUGAGGACCUUGAGAGCCCUAAGGCCCCUUAGAGCAAUAAGCCGAUGGCAAGGCAUGAGAAUAGUAGUGAACGCACUCAUGUACGCCAUACCCAGCAUCUUCAACGUACUCUUAGUCUGUCUUGUGUUCUGGCUGAUUUUCUCCAUAAUGGGGGUACAAUUUUUCAGCGGAAAGUUCUACAAAUGUGUGGACGAUGAAGGCGAAAGAUUGGAUGUUAGCAUUGUGGAGAAUAAGUGGGAGUGUGACAAUAAAAACUUUACCUGGAUGAACUCGAAAAUAUCCUUCGAUCACGUGGGGGUGGCAUAUUUAGCACUAUUCCAAGUAGCCACUUUUGAAGGAUGGAUGGAAGUCAUGGCGGAUGCAGUAGAUGCCAGAGGUGUCGACCUCCAACCUCAAAGAGAAGCCAAUCUUUAUGCUUACAUUUAUUUUGUUAUAUUUAUUGUUUGCGGUUCAUUUUUCACCCUGAACUUGUUCAUAGGUGUUAUCAUUGAUAAUUUUAACAUGCUCAAGAAGAAGUACGAAGGUGGUGUGUUAGAAAUGUUUCUGACCGAAAGUCAAAAGCAUUAUUAUACAGCAAUGAAAAAAUUGGGGAGGAAGAAGCCCCAAAAAGUGAUAAAGAGGCCGAUGAAUCAGUGUCUGGCCAUGUUCUACGAUUUAUCGAAUUCGCGAAGAUUCGAAAUAGCAAUAUUCGUGUUGAUAUUUUUAAAUAUGGUAUCGAUGGGUAUCGAGCAUUAUGGCCAACCACAUACUGUGUUCUUCAUUUUGGAAGUUAGCAACGCAUUUUUCACAACCGUAUUUGGUUUAGAAGCAAUAGUGAAGAUGAUUGGGUUACGACACCAUUAUUUCACAGUUCCAUGGAAUGUAUUCGACUUCUUAUUAGUUUUGGCUUCCAUACUCGGUAUUCUCAUGGAAGAUAUUAUGAUAGAUUUUCCAGUAUCACCAACCUUACUUAGAGUAGUUAGAGUAUUCAGGAUAGGCCGAAUUCUACGAUUGAUUAAGGCUGCCAAGGGUAUUAGGAAGCUCCUGUUUGCUCUGAUAGUGUCUCUGCCAGCUUUGUUCAACAUCGGAGCGCUUCUGUCCCUCAUAACCUUCAUUUAUGCCAUCAUAGGGAUGUUUUUAUUCGGCCACGUCAAGCAACAAGGGGCUCUAGACGACAUGGUGAACUUCGAGACCUUCGGAAGGUCCAUGCACCUCCUUUUUCGUCUGAUCACUUCUGCUGGAUGGAACGACGUACUCGAAUCUUUGAUGAUCGAAUACCCAGACUGUGAUCCUCAUUACAGAAACCAGAGCAACGGUGACUGCGGUUACCCGUUGCUAUCAAUGAUAUAUUUCACAAGUUUCAUCAUCAUCAACUACAUGAUAGUCAUCAACAUGUACAUCGCUAUAAUUCUCGAGAACUUCAAUCAAGCUCAUCAAGAGGAAGAAAUCGGUAUCGUCGAAGACGAUCUGGAAAUGUUCUAUAUCCGUUGGAGCAAGUACGACCCUCAUGCUACCCAAUUCAUCAGGUUCACUCAACUGUCUGACUUCAUAGCCUCUCUUGAUCCUCCACUAGGCAUAUCGAAGCCCAAUACGGUGGCCUUAGUAAGUUUCAACUUACCAAUAGCUAAGGGCAAUAGGAUACAUUGCCUUGAUAUCCUCCAUUCACUUGUCAAGCAUGUGCUUGGACAUGUGGAGGAGACUGACAAUUUUAGACAGCUACAAGAACAAAUGAGUAUCAAAUUCAAGAAACAAUUUCCAACGAGGAAGGAGCUUGAAAUAGUGUCUUCUACUAGGAUAUGGAAGAGGGAAGAUAAGGCAGCGAGGCUUAUACAGAAGACGAUGAGAGAUUAUAUAAGGCACAAGAAGGAGAAAGAACGCGAACCCGACGAGGUGGACGAGACCACCCAGACCUCCUCCCCGGGCGGCGGUUGGCAAGGCCGACUGUCCGCUUUCCUGCACGUGCACCGCGGUAGUCGCGCCUCCUCGCGCAAGUCCUCGCGCGCAUCCGACGCCAGCGACCUCAGCGAGCUGGGCGGGCCGUGGCUGAACCUGCCGCUGCUACUGCUCUCCAGCGCGGCCAAUCUGUCGCCGGAGGAGGUGGAUUUGUCGCGCGAUCCGGCGGAUGUUAGCAUCAAGGUCAGCGAGGCCACGCCCGAUUCUGCCACAACUCCAAUCACGCCAACGCCCUCUAGCCAACCACGUCGACGCAGCAUCUACAACUUCCCAUUUUUCCUUCGUCAAGACGCAGUAGAGAACCCCGACGAAAAAACUUCGCCCGUCUCCAGUCGAAAAGAACUCAAACACGUCGGUACCUCCCAGAGUCUCCAUCCGGGAAUGGCCGAAGAACCAAAGCCGAAGCGCGGCAGCAUCAUAAGGCGCAAGCGCGCCGGUUCCGUGAAAGUUCGGCCGACUUCGGUGGCCAGUGGUGGGGGGUGUCAAAGAACGCAAUCCGAACGGUGCAGCAGCAGUGACGUGAGCAUCCUCGUCACGGAAGCUUCUCCCGAAAGUAAUAUAGUGCGCCCUCCUCUGAACAGACAGAACAGUGAAGCUACCGUUGUACAAGUUUUAGUUCAUAGAGAAAGUGAGGAAUACAAUAAUGAGGACCUGGAAGAAAUGGAUUCUUCGGUACCGGAAAACAUUCCCGCUGCUAACGAUAAUAUUUCGACUGAUGUAGUUGUAGAUUUAAACAGUACGGAGUCCUGCAGCUGA